Cajanus cajan (pigeon pea) is the source of this 1373-nucleotide messenger RNA. RefSeq names its product cytokinin riboside 5'-monophosphate phosphoribohydrolase LOG1. Lineage: Eukaryota; Viridiplantae; Streptophyta; Magnoliopsida; Fabales; Fabaceae. The record is from RefSeq and is a predicted model, not a curated record. Gene Ontology annotation, molecular function: hydrolase activity, hydrolyzing N-glycosyl compounds. Gene Ontology annotation, cellular component: nucleus; cytosol. Gene Ontology annotation, biological process: cytokinin biosynthetic process.
UCAUUUCCACGCCUAUAUUAUGCUAUUUGUCUUCUUUUCAACCUUGGUAACUCUUGAAUGAUGUUAUAAAACUACGAGUAACAAUACUCAUCAAACCAACCCUUUCAAACUGUAUUUUAGAGGCAUCAAAACUGAGAGUUCAGCUUCAUCUUCCAGUAUUGCGUUCCCAUUCCAAUACUCAAUUUGGUGAAACAAAAACGCACCAUGAUCUUGACAUAGGACCACGGUUUGUGUUUCUUUUUUUUUUUUCUUUUAAUUUUUCUGGUACAGGGGACCAUAGUAGAGUAGAAAACAAACACACACGUUUGUGGAUCAAGUUUUCUCCUACGUACAACUUGGGAGGAGGAGUCAUCAUCGUCAUCGUUCAUGAUGUGAUAAUGGUUCCACAAUAGAUGCACCCUCGCGUGUGCCUAUGCUACCCUUAUAUAAAGCCACACACAUAUACAUACACAUACACUUAACAUCAAUUAACCGAAUUCUCAACUCAAGAAACUGAGAUGAUAGAGAAGACACAGUGUGAGAAAAAGGAAGAGAUGGAGGGUGAAGAAACUGAGAUGAAACAAUCAAGGUUCAAGAGGAUUUGUGUGUUCUGUGGUAGCAGCCCCGGGAACAAGAGUACCUAUAAGGAUGCUGCUAUUGAGCUUGGAAAAGAGUUGGUAUCAAGAAAUAUUGAUCUGGUUUACGGAGGAGGCAGCAUUGGUUUGAUGGGGUUGGUUUCCCAGGCUGUUUAUGAUGGGGGUCGCCAUGUAAUUGGAGUUAUUCCCAAGACACUCAUGCCAAGAGAGAUUACUGGAGAGACAGUGGGGGAAGUGAUGGCAGUAGCAGACAUGCAUCAAAGAAAAGCAGAGAUGGCUAGGCACUCUGAUGCCUUUAUUGCCUUACCCGGGGGUUAUGGGACACUUGAGGAGCUUCUUGAGGUCAUAACUUGGGCUCAGCUUGGUAUCCAUGAUAAACCGGUGGGGUUGCUGAAUGUUGAUGGAUACUACAAUUCCUUGUUGUCUUUCAUUGACAAAGCUGUGGAAGAAGGCUUCAUUAGCCCCAAAGCUCGCCACAUAAUUGUAUCUGCUCCAUCAACAAAAGAGCUUGUCAAAAAGAUGGAGGAAUAUUUUCCACAACAUGAAAGAGUUGCCUCUAAGCUAAGCUGGGAAACUGAGCAGAUAGAGUACUCCUCAAAUUGUGACAUGUCUAGGUGAUUAGAUGAUUAUGGAAGAACCAAGUAGAGAGUUGUUAGUUUAAUGGUUUAAGAGACUACUACUGUUAUUAUGGCCACAAUUUCCUCAAGCCAGAAUUCUUUUAUGUUCUUGCAAUUACUUGUUAGUGUAAACUACAGAACUGAGUUUAAUGUAGCUGUGAAGCCUAACUACUCUGCUCAA